Molecule: messenger RNA, 3983 nt
Organism: Syzygium oleosum
Lineage: Eukaryota; Viridiplantae; Streptophyta; Magnoliopsida; Myrtales; Myrtaceae
Exons: 20
Coding region: 116-3733 (1205 amino acids)
Source: RefSeq, a predicted model, not a curated record
CCCCUCAGCCCGAACCCGAUUAGGUCUCCGGUUGGAUGCCCGAUCGCGGAUCCGGAAGUUCCCCGGAGCGCGCGGAGGUUCCUCGCCGGCGGCGAUCGCGGCGGAGCUCGGAGCGAUGGAGUCGAUACUGGCUCGGGCCUUGGAGUACACUCUCAAGUACUGGCUCAAGUCCUUCUCCAGAGAUCAGUUCCGGCUGCAAGGUCGCACCGUUCAGCUCUCCAAUCUAGAUAUCAAUGGAGAUGCUCUGCAUUCGAGUGUUGGACUGCCGCCGGCAUUGAAUGUGACGACGGCCAAGGUUGGCAAGUUGACGAUAAUCCUUCCAUCGGUAAGCAACGUCCAGGUGGAGCCAAUUGUGGUGCAAAUUGACAGGCUUGAUCUGGUUCUGGAGGAGAAUCCGGAUGCUGAUGUGUCUAGGACUUCAUGUAGUACACCAUCAUCUGCUGGCUCUGGAUGGAGUAGUGGUUACGGAUUUGCUGAUAAGAUUGCAGAUGGAAUGACUUUGGAGGUUACCACUGUCAAUCUUCUUCUUGAAACUCGUGGAGGUGGCAAGAGUCAAGGAGGAGCCGCAUGGGCAUCACCUUUGGCAUCUAUAACUAUACGCAAUCUUCUUCUGUACACCACGAACGAAAACUGGCAGGUUGUUAAUCUCAAGGAAGCACGUGAAUUUUUCAGUAACAGUAAAUAUAUAUAUGUAUUCAAGAAACUUGAAUGGGAAUCUUUAUCUAUCGAUCUUCUUCCUCAUCCCGAUAUGUUUUCGGAGGCCAAUCUGGCACGUGCACAAGAAGGAGCAGAUCUAAGAGAUGAUGAUGGGGCAAAGCGAGUUUUCUUUGGUGGGGAGCGUUUUAUUGAAGGAAUAUCGGGAGAGGCUUAUAUCACAGUGAAGAGGACAGAACUAAAUACACCUCUUGGUCUUGAGGUUCAGUUACAUAUUACAGAAGCUGUUUGUCCUGCACUAAGUGAACCAGGACUUCGUGCUCUUCUCCGUUUCUUGACUGGACUGUACAUCUGCCUCAAUAGAGGAGAUGUGGAUUUAAAGGCUCAACAGCGAUCUGUAGAAGCAGCUGGUCACUCUCUCGUAUCAAUUAUAGUGGACCACAUUUUUUUAUGCAUUAAAGAUGCUGGGUUUCAGCUGGAACUUUUGAUGCAAUCACUCCAUUUUUCUCGAGCUAGUGUCUCAGAUGGAGAAAGUGCCAAUAACUUGACAAGAUUGAUGGUUGGUGGUCUUUUCUUAAGGGACACCUUUUCACGCCCUCCAUGCACUUUGGUUCAACCAUCAAUGCUGACUGUUGCAAAAGAUAUUGAGGACAUUCCUGACUUUGCUAAAAAUUUUUGUCCUCCAAUUUAUCCUUUGGGAGAACAUGAAUGGCAGAGAAGUGUAGGUGUUCCUUUGAUAUGCUUGUAUUCUCUCCAGGUCAAUCCAUCCCCUGCCCCACCCUCCUUUGCAACUGAGACAGUCAUCAACUGUCAGCCUCUCAUGAUCUUUCUUCAGGAAGAUUCCUGUUUAAGGAUAUGUUCCUUUUUGGCAGAUGGAAUUAUUGUGAGUCCAGGAGCUGUUUUACCUGAUUCUUCCAUAAACUCCCUUUCAUUUACGCUCAAGGAGUUAGAACUUACAGUUCCGUUGGAGUUUGGGAACUAUUUAACUUCUGAGAACGGGAAAGACAUUGUCCAGAAAUCUUUGACUGGAGCAAAGCUUCGUAUUGAAAACUUAUCAUUUUCAGAAUCACCUUGUCUGAAAACGCAGCUACUGAACCUGGAAAAGGAUCCUGCUUGCUUUUGUUUAUGGGAUGACCAACCCGUUGAUGCUAGCCAGAAGAAAUGGAUCACUGAAGCAUCACUGGUGUGUUUGUCUCUAGAAGCAUGUGCUGCUGUCAUCGAAGCACCGCAUUCUCGUAACAAUACAUCAGAUUCGUGGCCAUGUGUUGAGGUUAAAGAUGCUCGCUUUGAAGCAGCAACGGCUACUUCUGAUGGGAAACCCUUGACAGAUGUCCCUCCUCCAGGUGGGAUUGUUAGAGUGGGAGUUGCAUGCCAACAGUAUCUAUCCAACACUUCUGUUGAGCAGUUGUUCUUUGUGCUGGAUCUCUACGCCUAUAUUGGAAGAAUCAGUGAAAAGAUUGCUCUAGUUGGAAGAAACAGCAGAGCAAGGAAAUUGAGAACUGAAGCUGUUAGUAGAAGGCUAGUGGACAGGGUUCCCAGUGACACUGCUGUGAGUUUAGCUGUAAAGGAUCUGCAGCUUAGAUUUCUGGAGUCUUCUUCCUUGGUGAUGGAGGACAUGCCACUGGUUCAAUUCAUUGGAGAUAAUAUUUUCAUCAAAGUUUCUCAUGUAACCCUUGGAGGUGCCAUUGCUGUUUCAUCCACUUUACGGUGGGAGAGCAUUCAGGUCGAUUGUGUAGAUACUCCGAGAAAUUUGGGUGAUGAGAAUGGCUUGGUGUUGAGUACUGAGGACAAUGGUAAUCUGGUUAUGGGGAGUGAAACCCCUAAACUAAGAGCUGUCUUGUGGAUAAAUAACAAAAGCAAGUAUCAACCGUAUCCAGUUCCAUUUCUCGACAUAAGUACUGUGCAAGUGAUUCCAUUCGAUGAGGAUGACAUAGAGUGUCGUAGUUUAAAUGUGUCAGCUCUCAUUUCUGGUGUUCGCCUUGGUGGUGGAAUGAACUAUGCCGAGUCCCUGCUGCAUCGAUUUGGAAUACUUGGUCCAGAUGGUGGUCCUGGAGAAGGACUGUUGAAAGGGUUGGAUAAUUUGUCCUCCGGGCCUCUAGCCAAACUAUUUAAGGCAUCACCACUUAAUGCAGAUGAUCUAGAAAAGAGAGAUGGAAAAGACAAUGGUUUUCUGCACUCAGCAAAGCCAGAUAAUUUUGACAUAUCUGUAGAGUUGAAAGACUGGCUUUUUGCUUUAGAAGGUCCUCAAGAGAUGGCCGAAAGUUGGCAGUAUAACGAUCUCACAGAUGUCGGACGAGAAGAGAGGUCUUGGCACACGUCUUUUAAGUGUUUGCGAAUAGAAGCUAAAAGCGAAUCGAAGAACGGAAUUAGUUGCAAACAAAGAUCUAAUCCAGCGUGGAAGUUGCCUUUGGAGUCAGUCAUUAUAGAUAUUGAAGGCCUGCAGACCCUGAAGCCCCAAUACCAGGGGGAAAUCCUUGUAGCUGGUGUACAUUCAAAUGGGAUUAAACAAAAUUUUCAAAUGAACGAGGGGAUAAAUCUUGAAGUUCGCAUGGUAAUCUCCGAGGAUGAUGCAGAUAGUGAAAUGGCCAAGUGGAUGGUUGAAAAUUUGAAGUUUUCAGUCAAGAAACCGAUUGAAGUAGUUGUCUCCCGGGAUGAGCUUAAACAUCUCGCCUUUCUGUGCAAAUCUGAAAUUGAUUCGAUGGGACGAAUUACUGCUGGAGUCCUGCGUGUGCUGAAGCUGGAAGAUUCUGUUGGUCAAGCUGCCAUAGACCAGCUAAGCAACCUUGGAAGUCAGGGUCUCGAAAGGAUCCUUACUCCAGGCAUACUCAGCCGGGGUAGCAGUGCUGCCAGCAUCAGUCUUGCUUCUCCAUCUUAUAUGACUAACGAUCCUCCUACGGUUCCCUCAACAGUGGCUUCACUUGAGGAGACAGUUUUAGAGUCGCAAGCUAAGUGCACUGCUCUCCUGACUGCUUUGGGUAAUUCAGGUGCUUCUACCCAACAUAUCGCCGAUGUUGAACAACUCACUCAGAAUCUUGAACAUAUCCAGAGAUUAUUGAAGCAAUUGAGGACGAAUAUUUAAUCAACACUUUCACUCCCUUGCUUUGCAAUUUUGACGGAAGAGGAGCUCAAGUGUAUAGUAUAUGCCCAUUCUUUUGUGUACAGUAUACAAAUAUGUUGCCCCGUACAUGUCCAGUUUAUGUGUGGAAUAGCAAUCGGGCAAAGUAAGAUGUCUGAUCCGUAUACAGAAUUUUGUCAUGACAAGGACCGUGUCCCGAGACAUAAAGGAACCACUUGUAAUAGGUUCAGUUUUGUCCUUAUGUUUCUCCUUA